Numida meleagris (helmeted guineafowl) is the source of this 14396-nucleotide messenger RNA. RefSeq names its product ribosomal protein S6 kinase A5 (gene RPS6KA5). The transcript has 17 exons. Lineage: Eukaryota; Metazoa; Chordata; Aves; Galliformes; Numididae. The record is from RefSeq and is a predicted model, not a curated record. Gene Ontology annotation, molecular function: protein serine/threonine kinase activity; ATP binding; magnesium ion binding. Gene Ontology annotation, biological process: protein phosphorylation; intracellular signal transduction; regulation of DNA-templated transcription. The coding region runs from base 154 to 2523 and encodes 789 amino acids.
GCAGCCCCCUCCGUUCCCUCCCUCGCCGUGCGCCUAUGGCUCCAGCUCCUCGGAGCGUCCCCGGGAAAUAAAAUCCGCCGGGUGCCGCCCCCCGCCUCCACGCACACGCCCGCGGGGAGCGGCCGAGGCGGGGGAGCGCCCUCCCGGGAGAACAUGGAGGGCCCCUCGGGCUCGGCGCAGGGCAGCGAGCGGCCGCUGCUCACCGUCACGCACGAGCUGAGGAACGCAAAUUUGACAGGCCACGCAGAGAAAGUUGGCAUUGAAAACUUUGAACUCUUGAAAGUUCUUGGAACUGGGGCGUAUGGAAAAGUGUUCCUAGUAAGGAAAGUAAGUGGCCAUGAUGCUGGAAAGCUGUAUGCCAUGAAAGUACUGAAGAAAGCAACAAUAGUUCAAAAAGCCAAAACAACUGAGCACACAAGGACAGAACGACAAGUAUUGGAACAUAUUAGGCAGUCACCAUUUUUGGUCACAUUGCAUUAUGCCUUCCAGACAGAUACAAAGCUUCAUCUCAUUUUAGACUAUAUAAAUGGAGGAGAACUGUUUACUCAUCUUUCACAAAGAGAGAGAUUCUCAGAAAAUGAGGUGCAAAUUUACAUUGGGGAAAUCGUUUUGGCACUUGAACAUCUACACAAGUUGGGAAUUAUAUAUCGGGAUAUAAAACUCGAGAAUAUUCUCCUGGAUUCUGAUGGCCACGUGGUGCUGACAGACUUUGGUCUGAGUAAGGAGUUUCUUACUGAUGAGAAUGAGAGGGCAUAUUCUUUCUGUGGAACAAUAGAAUACAUGGCUCCGGAUAUUGUAAGAGGAGGAGAUACAGGACAUGAUAAGGCUGUUGACUGGUGGAGUGUUGGUGUUCUCAUGUACGAAUUGUUAACUGGAGCAUCACCAUUUACAGUUGACGGAGAGAAGAAUUCUCAAGCAGAGAUUUCUAGGAGAAUAUUAAAAAGUGAGCCACCUUAUCCACAAGAAAUGAGUGCACUGUCUAAGGAUAUAAUUCAGCGCCUUUUGAUGAAAGACCCCAAGAAGAGACUAGGUUGUGGUCCAACUGAUGCUGAAGAAAUCAAACAGCAUCCCUUUUUCCAGAAUAUAAAUUGGGAUGAUUUAGCUGCCAAAAAAGUACCAGCUCCAUUUAAACCAGUAAUCAGAGACGAGUUGGAUGUCAGUAACUUUGCAGAAGAGUUUACAGAAAUGGAUCCAACGUAUUCUCCUGCAGCAACCCCUCAGACUUCAGAAAGAAUAUUUCAGGGAUAUUCUUUCGUUGCACCUUCUAUUUUGUUUAAACGCAAUGCAGCUACAGUAGAUCCUGUUCAGUUUUAUGUGGGGGAUGAGCGGCCUGGAACUACAACUAUUGCCAGAAGUGCUAUGAUGAAGGACUCUCCAUUUUUUCAACAUUAUGAACUGGAUCUGAAAGAGAAACCAUUGGGAGAAGGAAGUUUUUCCAUUUGUCGAAAGUGCUUACACAAGAAAACUAGCCAGGAGUAUGCAGUAAAAAUAAUUAGCAAAAGGAUGGAAGCGAACACCCAGAGAGAAAUAACAGCUCUGAAACUCUGUGAAGGACAUCCCAAUGUAGUGAAGUUGCAUGAAGUUUAUCAUGACCAGCUUCACACUUUUCUAGUAAUGGAAUUACUGAAAGGGGGAGAAUUGCUUGAACGCAUUCAGAAGAAGCAGCAUUUCAGUGAGACAGAAGCCAGUCAUAUUAUGCGCAGACUUGUUUCAGCAGUGAGCCAUAUGCAUGAUGUAGGAGUAGUCCACAGAGAUCUGAAACCUGAGAAUUUAUUGUUUACAGAUGAAAGUGAUAAUUCAGAAAUAAAAAUAAUUGAUUUUGGCUUUGCUCGUUUAAAACCACCUGACAAUCAGCCUCUUAAGACUCCAUGUUUUACUCUGCAUUAUGCUGCCCCAGAGCUCUUUAAUCACAAUGGUUAUGAUGAAUCCUGUGAUCUCUGGAGUUUGGGAGUCAUUCUGUAUACGAUGUUAUCAGGACAGGUACCAUUUCAGUCUCAAGACAGAAGUUUAACGUGUACUAGUGCAUUGGAAAUUAUGAAAAAAAUAAAAAAGGGAGAAUUUUCCUUUGAAGGAGAAGCUUGGAAAAACGUUUCUGAAGAGGCCAAAGAGCUAAUUCAAGGACUUCUAACAGUGGAUCCAAACAAGAGAAUUAAGAUGUCCAGUCUGAGAUACAAUGAAUGGCUUCAGGAUGGCAGCCAGCUGUCAUCCAACCCUCUAAUGACUCCUGAUAAUUUGGGUUCUUCAGGUGCUGCAGUGCAUACAUAUGUCAAAGCCACUUUUCAUGCCUUUAACAAGUACAAAAGGGAAGGAUUUUGUCUCCAGAACGUUGACAAGGCACCUCUUGCAAAGAGAAGGAAAAUGAAAAAAACAAGCACAAGCACGGAGACACGUAGCAGCUCCAGUGAAAGUUCACAUUCUUCUUCCUCUCAUUCUCAUGGUAAAACUACACCUACAAAGACACUGCAGCCAACAAACCCUACAGACAGCAAUAACCCAGAAACCAUCUUCCAGUUCUCUGACUGAAAAGCAGAGAAUACUUUGUCUUGAAGAUUUGUGUGGUUAUAAACUGGGCAGUACCUUUGUCUUCUCCCACCCUUCCUCCCUGUGGCUUACAGGCUACAGAAAUAUGUCCGUCGCUUUAAUAAUGUAUUUCAGUCAUACCUUUUUAGCUUCAUAUUUCAAAACAUUUCUUUUUAGCAUUAAGUUUGGUAUCACUGGAUAUGGUAUAAUACUAUAAUACAACCAACAUUAUAUUCUCUUAAGGAUAAAUUACUAGUUUGCAGUCAGGCUCCUCAUGGUAAGGAGCUAUUCUGCCCUUGGUUCAGCUUGGAGGAAAGCUGUUUCUUAGUGUCAAAAUCUUCCUCCCAGAUUCUUCUCCGCUGUUAAAAGAAAGGAAAGCUCUGUAAAACAUAGAACUCCUGAAUCUUCUGCUUAUGUCCAGCUAUGUGAAGAAUGUCAUAGUGUUUAAUUCUUCCUAUACAUAAGUAAUGAUUGGUAUAAUUCACCAAAGCAGUAAAGUACUCAAAGACCACUUAAAUUUGUGGUUACAUUCUAUCCCAUUUAUUGAAAUUUUAAGAAGAAAAUGUAGUGUUAUGCAACUCUUAGGUUGCUUUAAAAAGUUGCUCCAUAUAUCUUGUUUUAAAAAAUUGAGAAUAUGUCUUAGAUUUUUUUUAUUUAUUUACUUUUUUAGAAAACAUUUAGAGUGAAAGAUGUCUGAUAAGGUGACGUGUCUAGUACUGUGCAGUAAUUUUUAUUUCUACUUUUUGACGUUAAUAGCUUUUAAAAUGUUAUACAGAUUCUAAAACGUGAUGAUAUAACAGAAAGUGAAAUUUCAUAUUGAAUGUUUGAAAAAUGGUCAUGCGUUAAAAUAUCUAUUUCAAAAAUUAAAUAUAAUUUAUAUUUUCUUUUUAUAUUUACACAAGAACUUUAAAAUACUGAGAUUUUUUUAAAGAUACAAAAACUCCAGUUUCAGCAUUUGUUAUUAUAGGGUCCAUACAAAUAUAUAUCAAGUUAUUUGAAUUUUGCAUUGUGCAAAUACAUCAGUAUAAUAGUGACUGUAAAAUAUUAGAAUAUAUGUUUUCUUCUUUGCACUUUAUAACAUCAAAAUGAGAUGUUUUAUAAUAAAGUGCACUCAGAUUUCUCUUCCUACAAGGUGCUGAGCACUAUUUUAUUGAGUUGAGUGACCUGAAACCCACAUUAUAUGGUGGCUGUGGUCACUGUGAAGGAGAAUUCUGUACUUUGCAGGAGUGAAUCCCUGUAUAUUAUCCGCUGUUUUCAUUCCUUACUUAAAACUGCAAAACUCUUUCUAUCUUGCUUUUACAUUGUAUAUAACAAAUACUAGACCUGGGCACCUUGUGUGUAGUGUAGAUGUUAACAACUUAUGCACUGGGAAUACUAAAGGGAAAUUAUAUUGAACACUGUGCUUCACAACUUGUUCACUGUGGUGUUCUACAGUGAAGUAUUUCCUACUGUGAUAGUAUAGUAUGUACAUAACUGUUUGGAAUCAUAAAUGUGACUUACAGAAACAUCAGCAUAAACUUUUAAAUCAGCAUAUUUUAUAAAUUUAUGGAGAGCUCUUUUACUGCUCAUAUUGUCCAUGCCUAGAGACAACUCCAGUUUUGCAAAUGCUUAGAUGUGUAAGUUUCUGCUAAAGUCAGAGAGAGUCCUUGUGUAAAGUCAAUUAAAUGCGUAAAUUUCUGUGAUGGAAGAAUAAUUGACAUGAGGAUUUUGUUAACAGCUUGUUCUACCUUAAAGUAAACUUAAUCCAAACCCUAUGCAAAAAAAAAAAAAAAGAUAUAGGAAUUGUUUAUAUCAGUGGUUUUAUUUAUAGAAUUACAUCAGAUAUCAGUAUUGACAAAUACAAUACAUCCAUGUUUACAGGGAUUGCGUGUAUCAAAAUAUGGCUUUGAAGCCCAACACGUUUGUUCUGUGUUUCUUUAAUAUUAAUAAUGGCAUUCUGAGGUUUUGGAACUGCUCAUGUGAAAUAGUUUACUACUUUCUUGAUGUGAAUGUCAACAGUAAUUGCAGCAUUAAUUUCAGGUUGAUGUGAAUAUUGAGAUUUGCACUGUUUAUGUAGAGGUAGUAUAUUUAAAGAUCAGUGUAUGUGCUAUUAACACAACCGAUUUUAAGUGGCUGAUGUUAAAAUAUUGAAAAAUAAUUGUCAAUGUAAUAUAUUCAGGUUUGCUUUCUGAAUGCUCUCUUUGGAAGUGAUCUCAAUAGUGAAAAUGGCUCAUUUGUAAAAGAAUACUUUCCCUCUCCCCAAUAAACUUGCUGUAAAUACAAAAACAACAAUCCACAAUUAAUACUUUUUAUGUAGACAAUACAAGUAAAUUGAGGGAGGGAGAGAAGGUUGUUCUUAAAUUUUACACCUUAAGGAGUUCUUGGAAUUUAUUGUCUUCAUAGUGAGAACAACAAAAAAGCUAUUUUGGAUUUGAUUUCUUUCAAGGAUAACAAAAAAACUUUGGAUAUCAAAUAGGUCUGGAAUAUUGUGACCCUUGUGAAAUAACUUUUUAAAGUUAGAAGCAUCAUACAUUUGUUUCUCUUUUGGGAAAUUUAAGCUGAUGCCUGACAAACUGCUGAAAGAAGAUUCAUACAAGAAACUGUAUGCUGCAGAUGAUAGCUGUAUUGUCAGUUGUUGGGGUUUUUUUUCCACACAGGUUUUGAGGUUGUUGUGAAUCUAAAAUGAUUAGAAUUGAUCUCUUGCAUCAAAGGUAACUUUACUCAAUUAUAUUUCUAUUUCCUCUUUGUGCUCUAACAGUAGUUAUUUAAUAAAAAAUUGAAAACAGGAUGUUUUUUUUUGGUCUGGGUAAGUACACUUAGCUGUUGACUUGCAUUUGCUUUGAACCAGUUACCUGGGAUAGCUGAAAUAUUAUCAUCUCUGACUUUCUACUGCAUCCAGGUAACAGACGUCUUGUGUUGGACACUAAGCUGCUUGGAUUUAUAGGUAGGCAUCUAUCGUAAACAACUUCUGUGUACUCUGAUUAAACUGGAUUUUCAAUGUAGGCAGCUCAAGAGUGGGUUCACUUUUUGUUCAGAUGCAGGAGGCUAUUUACUUGUGGCAGAAAUUUCUUCUGUCUCAGCUUAAUCUGUUGCCCAGCCUGGCACUCAAGGUAUAUGAUAAACAUGGACCAAAUUUUUCACACUCAUACCACUUCAAAUCUGAACUAUACAAGCUAAUCUUGAUUAUUACUUAAAAUACUUUUUAUUGCCAUCUUAAAGAGGUGUUAGACUGUAAAUUAUGUUUAUACUCAAAUUUCAUUAGUGCUGCUAUGAGUCAAACAACCUUAAUGUCUAGAAAUGAUCUUUCCUUACUUUUGUCAUAUGUGACACAGUCAGCAAUGUUGUAGGCAGAUUUCUUUGGAAGAUUGUAUUUCUUAUCAGUAAAGAUGUUUAUAUUAAUCUUAAAUGGACUAGAUACUGUGUUUGUAAAGCUAUUUCUUUGUAAUAUUUCUUGAAAUACAGGUAUUAAUAAUGUUGAAGGUUUUAGAGGAAUACAAAGAAGGUAAUACUUUUACUGUUCUUCUGACUUAGUGAAGUUUCUACCCUUCUAUAUAAGGAAAAGCAGGUGAAAUGUUUGUUUCUUUGUAGAAUGAUCUGUGCAUUUGGCAUUUGCAUUGUUUGCUGCUACAGAAAAUAUCUUGACUAAAAUACUUUAUUAACAGUUUUGAGGGGUAACAUAAAAAUACAGUAUUGCAUCAGAAUGAUUUGAAACUUGUGAGUUGGCAUUGCCGAUGUAUAUAUUUUCUCUGCCCUUUUCCAUGGCUGCUACUUGAAACAAAAUAACAGUACCUGCACAGCCAUGUUCCUUAGUGCUCAUCCAGGAGCAGAAGGCUGUCUUGGUUAAAAAAAAAGUUAAAAGUCACAUGAUUAUCUUAUAUAUUUUAUUAGUUCUGAUGAAGUGUUGUAGAAGUCUCUUACUUUUUCAAUAUGCGCAUGUAUUAUGUGCAUGUGUGUAGAUUCAUGUUGUAUUGCACAAAUCUAGGCCUCAGUUGGAAGUAAUAAGCCUUUUUUAAAAGAACCUUCAGUUUACUUACUGUGUGAAUUCUUGACUCAUACAGAUUCAGAGGAGCAGACAAGGGGACUGCUGCAGAAGAGGAAGAAGGUUAAGGGAAAUCAAUAAUGAGAGGCUUCGGGUGAAAUGUUUUUGUUAUUCAUCAGGUAUAAUUCCAGGUAUUUUUACAACAAAUUUUGCUGUUUUCAUUCUUUUUCCCCCAUAUACAGCAGUCUUUCACUGCACUGACUUUUACAUUGCAGAACAUUGCAUUCCCUUCCUUCAGGAAGUAGCAUGCUUCUGCUGUAAAUGUCUUGAUCUUUGUUUACCAGUCAAAAAUGCUUCUGAGUUAGCUCCUUUACCCACAGGACACUGGAGUCUGUUUAAAAAAAAAAAAAAAAAAAGCUGUUGGCUAGCUCUUGCCUGCUGUCUGUCAUUUUUAUGUAUCGCUUUUUCAAUAUAUACUAGGAGUUCAGAGCACCUACAUAGGAAGGAAGAUCUAGGAAUCAGGAUGACUCCAAUGACUCCAGUACUGUGUACUGGGACAGAAAGUAGUGAUGCUCUUAAUUACAUAGACCAGUGGGAGCAGUCUUGUUUGUUGUGCCUGGAUGCAACAAGAGCAGAGAAAUGUAAGACAUAUGGAAUAAUGUAAAUUUGAAUAAAACACUUUUUUUUUUUUAUGGCCUUCAUUUUCUUUUUGGUGGAAAGGGAAAUUUCAAGCUUCUUGGAAAUCAAUGGUAAGUGAGAUAAGAUGGUACAGACUGAUCUGACAGCCUCCUGUCACUCCCAGGGCUGUUUCUGAUCCUUCUGGCCCCCAUCUCUGGUCUUUUCUUGGUUCAGGUAUUAUCACCGAUCAGCCAGCCUGUGUUUUGUUAACUGAGACAUUUUGGCUAACACUGAGAAUAAAAGGGAUUAAUUGAUUUCAAAGUAGCAAUGAAACACUGCAAAACUUAUAUAUUACUAUGAUUUUUGAAAGCUAAUAUUCUAUUCAAAUGUAGAAAGGAGUCCCUACUAUUCACACAUGUUGGCAACCCAUCUGGCUGUAUUUAAAAAAAAAUAAAAAACCAUGCAGAGGUAUGCUAACUUCUUUUGAAAUGCCAGCAAUAAAGCCAAGAAAAGCAGACCUCUUUAAUUGCUAAGGAGCUGUUCAAAAACCUGUCAAAUGAAACUACAACCUGAUUGCAAGCUUGCUGCAUUUUUCUCAAUACAAACAUAACUUUACUCUUGUCAAGAAAUCAAACCUCAUCAAAUCUUAAAAUUGGGAUCUCAUUUAUGUUUGUUUGAUUUUCUUUUUUUUGUUGUUCUUUUAAAAUGCGUAAUUCUCUUGGUAUGAUUGUGACAGAAGGCUUAUUUUCAUAAGGAAGAGGAAAAUCUAAGGUUUUAGGAUAAGACCUUGUGAACAACCAAAAGAAGCCUACUGAGAAAGGUAAUCACUGUUCUUAUCUAGUUUAGUUUUACAUAUAUAUGCAUUACUAAUAUUUGCUGACCGUAAUAGCUACCUUAGUACAUUUUAUAUCAGUUACGGGUGUGAUCUUGUGUUUGACACUUUCAGGUAUGCUAAAGUAUCUUUCAAGUAUAAACUAGUUUUUGAAAUUAUGGCUAAGUGAGAAGAAAGGAGGAAAAAACAGUUUGCAGACUGAUGCAAAGAAGAGAUAUUGCUGAAGGUUUGCUCCAAGUUACGUUUACAAGUGACAAGGGAGUCAGGUUACCAUUGUGUGAUCUGAAGGAAUGUACUCAUAAUUAAGUCUUUAUCCUAUUUUCCUUUAAAAUAUAUAGUGAGGAAGAGAAAUUAAAUUAAUUCACAGAAGUAGUGAGUACCUCAAAGCUUUUCUUAGAUGUCUCCUUAGUGAUUUCUCAUUCUUAAAAUACAUAGCUCAGCUAUACAUAAUAGUUACUCUCUUGAAGCUAUGCAUACUUGAGGGAACAGGAUUCCGCUGUCUAGUGGUAAGUUCAUUGUACAGUGAUCAUGUAAAUCAGAACUCAAGGUGCUAUAUCCCUGCUGCUUUAAAGGUCAAGUGUUAAUACUGUUCUGUGUAAUAUAUAUUGCUACAUCAGGCCACUUGGUUUGAUUUAAAGACUGUCAGACUGGAAGGAAAACUUGAGAUCUGUUUCAAGUGAACACAGAAGUGAGAUGGAACAAGCCUUUAAUCUUAACUUACAUCUGUAUUGCAAACAUGAAUAAAAGUUUGGCAUUGGCUUUCAGCCUUGGCAGUCUUAUCAUCGAUGUACUAGUGCAGCAAAUUUUGUUGCUUCCAAAUAUCAUAGAAUCACCAAGGUCGGAAAAGACCUCCGAGAUCAUCCAGUCCUUACUGUACUUACCUCUUUCACCUGUAGAGAAAAAAAUCUGCAAUACUGUUUUUUAUUUCCUGUCAGGAAAAAAAACGUGUCUUCUAUCAGAGUCCCAGUUGAAUAGAUCCUCCAUAAGCUCUACCUUUACCUUUGAAGCUAUAAAUGCAGGAAUACAUUAGUGAGGAGUUCUGACAGCUAGUUAUGGAAAGCAGGCUGGAUUAAUUUGCACUAAGUGAAAUAGGACGUGCUAUUUCUUGUUUCACUGUGGGCAGGGAGAGAGAGGAGGCAAAGAAAUGGAAGAAAGGCAUAUUGAGCUCAUAAUUUACAGGAUAUUCUGAUUUCAAAGAAUUGUUUCUGAAGAAUGUACCCAAGAUAUUGCCAAACUUAAAUUCUUCGAGGAAAAAAGUACCUGCCAGCGUUUUUCUUGGAGAGGAACGGUGCCAUGUUCAAACUUCUAAGGCAGCAAUACAUCCAUGUUCGGUCUUGAUUUCCUUAAAUCAUUUAAUGCCAUUUUUCAACAGAUUAUAGUGAAGAAUGCUUAUCUCUAAAAUUCUUAGUCAUAUCAACGAAGAGGAAAACUUUGCAGCAGAAUUUUACUGAAAAAGAAGCUGAAUAAUUUUAAUAAUUUUACCUGGUAUUGGGUAUAUAUUCAGGAGAUUUUUUUUGAAUGUGGAAUAAACUAGAAGAGGUGAUCAUUCUGUGAAUGCAGUAAUGGAAGAAAUACAAGCUGUUUUCUGGAAGACUCCUCAAAACUCAUCAGAGAUUUGCAGAUCCAGGUGCUGGUUAAAUGCUCUCAUCUCUAGGGCUGUUAAAGCCUAAUUGUGCUGAUCCAGAAGAUGGUAAGCUCAGCCUGUUGUCCCGCCUGUCAGAAUCAUUGGCUUAUGAAAAUCUAUUGAUGGAGCUUCUCCCAUAAGAGGUCCUUUUCUUGAUGUGCCAGUCUUAAUAACCACCUAGGAAUGAAGAGCAGCUUUUAGUAGUUCAGGUUCUUUGUGUUGGAAUGAUACCUCUUAAUAUAGGUUUUGAUAUUCAGCCACCCCAUUUUCUUUUCCAGAUCACUGAGUUCAGACAUAAGAAAACAAUUUUUUUUGUUGCCUUAAAUUGUGUGGUUAACCACUGUGGUGGCUUCAAAGUUAGUGCAAGGCAAUCUAAAGAAAAACAUGUCAUUAUGAACAAUUCAACCUUAGUUUCCUUUAGGGGAGAUUCUUUGCUGAACUGUGCACAGUGUAAAGCAGCACUAUGGGUAUUCUUCUGGUAUAGCUGGUGAUCUUGCUUGCGUGUUCUUCCACUGACUCUUAAAGUCAUGCUGGUAAUUUCUUGUGAAAGAGUUAAAAAUUAAACUGAGCAUAUAAAUUUCAGGCACAUAGUACUUGGAUGAAUCCAACUUUGUAGGUAGUAACCCAAGAUGUCUCAUGUUAGUUACAUUACGUACAACUUCUGUGGCAGGAGGGAGAAGUAUCUGAACAACUUUCUAGAAUAGACUGAUAGCGUUUGGUAAUAGCUCAGACUGAUCCCAUCUCUAGUUCUGUCAGGAGCUUACUCUUUUUGACAAAAAAUGUGUGAGUAUGUCUAUGGUGUUGUGCUAUCAGUAUAUUUAAAUGCAAGCAAAAAAAACUGAAACACGCUUUUCCAGGGUACAUUUGGGUUAAGUAUGUUAUGCAGUUUUGGGGUUUUCAAGGGGAGUGAAAAACACUAAUUAUUACUACCCUGUUCUAUUCUUUUCAUGAACUUCCUGUGUAUGUUAACACUUUUAAUUCAAUUUCUCUAGUUCUUUCUAGCUUGAAAUGCACUGGUCAAUGAAUAUUUUUCUCCAAACUACUGUUACACUUACUAAAUGGAAUGAAUAAUUUUAGAAGUCCAAAAAGAACAAUUUUAAAAGUACAAAAAAGUAGUUUACUUUAGAAUGAGUGACAACAUAAAAGGAUAGACUCAAAUAACGCUUCAUACUUGAAUAUAUUCAUACUUGAAUAUAAAUGUAUGCUGGAGUCAGGUCUGGCUGGCUGAUUUGACUUUUACAACUUGGAGUUGGGUUGGAAGCAGUAGGUAUUUGCUUGGUCCUACUGAUGGUAGGAAACCUGAAACCUCAGGUUUUUUUUAAGAACCUGUACUUUGACUCAACUGGAGUGCUGAAAGGUUGAAAACAGGCAGUUGUUCCCUAGAAACUUCAUUCAUUAAUCAUCUUUGUGAUCUGAAGAUAGAAAGUUAAAGCCCACAGAAUGCGUAGUUCAUAUCUUUCACUAACGAACUGUAGUCACAGUAAUGCUCUAUGCUUGCUUUUAUCAAUCUGUCUAAUAUAUUCUGUUCCUGUGUGUGUGCUGAUAGGUAGAAUGAUGUCCAGGGCAAUAAAGCAGACUGAAAAUUACCCAUUCUCUGGCUUCAGGCAAAUGUUAGACCUUUCAGUGUCUUCUUUGAUCGUGUUAUCAUCUAUUAGUGUAUAUUAAAUAAGCUAUGCAUCCGUCCUUAUCUUCCCUGACAAGAGUCAGUGGAACUUCUUGUAGAAAGGAGCUCCUACAUAAGGCAGUACAUGAAGAGGGAAAAUGGUGAUAUCUGGAGAAUCUCACACUGCAGUGUGUGAAGCCAACUGAAUAUAGCAAGAACAUAGGUUAUGCCAAACAGUCAAAGUACUGAGACCAGAAAUGCAUGCAGCACCCAAGCUGUAGAUGUGCCGUGGUUUGCAGAGCAGCAGAAUGAUGUCCACUUCUUUGCUCUCUGUAGCCUUUCUGGUGAUGGCAGACAUUCUGUAGGCCACCAGUGCACAAUGCAGCAAUGAUUUCAGGGAACUGCCUGUGAUCUCCUUUCUGAUACCCCGUGUAAAAAAGGUUGUUCAAUGUAAACUGUCUUCUGUUGAGCAAACAACUUGUAUUUCACCAAUGCACAUUACUUAAAAAGCAUACAGUCUUGUUUUGGAGACAUGAAGUUGAAGAAUCCACCAUCUCUUUGAUAUUUAACCGAAUAGUUAAAUCUCCUGAUAGCUUUAAAAUCAGAUCUAAUUUUUUACAUACAUUUCUUUGUCACAGGACUCCAAAUUUGAGUUUAUUCUCUCUAUUAAUCUAUUUAUAAAUGCUGUAUCACUUACAUGAAGUUUUAUUUCCAAAACCUAAUACCAGUAUUUUGGUGGUUCUGCCAGUUGUUAUAGUUAGAGGUAGACUGAUUGGCCAGGUCUCCUAACUGUAAUGCAGAAAUGGCAGCCAGCACUUACUGGGUCCACAUGUUGCCAGCUCCUACUGUUCCUACCCAUCUGAAGUACAGGUCUCAUGGAAUUUGCCCAGCUGAUUCUAGGAAGUCUCCUCCUCUCUCUGAAAAGAACCUUGCUUUUGGAAAAUCAUGAUGUAAGUAAGUGCAGAUGUAAUUUUCCAGGUUUUUUCCCUAGGGUCAUGUCAGGCUAUGUCUUACUGCUGUUCUGUCUUCCUUUCGCAUGACUCCAGCCUUCUCAUGGGGUGUCACUGGCAUUCCCCGAUCUAAUCAGAGAGAUGUGAUGAGACUGAAGGUGGCAAUCCUGUGUUUUAGUACUACUAUGUACAAGAGUUUAAGACUUCUCUGCAAUUAUUAACAUUGGAAAAAAAAAAGCCAAAACAAUUUGCUCUGAUUUUAUUAUUUUAAAACACAGAAAAACAAUAUUUGCUGAGAACACACCAUACUUUUCCUUCCUGUAACAAUGAACAGGUGAGGUUGCUAGCAUUUUUCAUUGUUUCAUCCUCAGCAGCUGCUAAUCUCGGUGGAUUACUCUGAUUUGUUUAGUUUUCCUUGCACAUUUGUUGUAAUACUCACAACACAGAGCAUUCUCCAUGGACGUUUUAAACUGUAAGCUACUGCUUUAGAAACAGAAAUUAUAUGUAGUUUUUUACUCCCUCUAGGGGUCUAACACUGCAGUUUGCAAGUUGAUUAACUGCUAAUACAGUGGCAAGGACCAAGUUUGAAUGCAGUAUGACACUAGAUCCUUAAAAUUUAACUAUCAUUGUUUUUCCAGAGGUAUUUAAAUAGCAGUGUGCAAAAUAUUGAUGCGUAUUAAUAAUAUACAUAUUUUUAUUAGUAGUGAGUUGCUAGGACACAUUGCAAAACAAAAUUACCAGAAAUUCAAAGCUUCUCUUCUGUGUAACAAUAGCAUAUAUUUAAAAGGGUUGAAUUUAGGAACUGAAGAAAAGCUGUAAGCCAACUGCUGCACUAUGCUUGCUAUAUCAGUAAUGCUAAUGCCAAAAGCACACGUUCUUCUUCCCUUAAAGUGGGUGCAGAAGUGCCAUUUGAAACACCAAUUAUAUGAAGACAGUCAUUCCCGCAGAGAUGGAAAUUGAUCUUGGAACAAAACCUAAGUAUUAUUUGAGCCAGUAAUGUAAUGAAAUCAAGCAACUGUACAAUAAUAUAAAAGAGCUGCUUCUGUUGCUUUCCUAGCUGAAGAGAUUUUAUUCAGAUUCACAAAGAGCUUCAUAUUUACUGAAAUACCAUCUCCUAGCUUCUUAAAAUGUAAUAUGUCUUACUUUUUAAAUUUUAUUUUAAUAAAUAGCUUAAAAUAGUACAAGGUGUAUAUUCUGUGCUGGAUAGAACAAAAUUAACUGAAAAGCAGUGAUAUAACUGAAGUUUAACGAGGUUAGCACUUUUCUAAAAUCACAUCUAUUUAUUUAUUUCAAUGCGCUUUUAUUCUGGCCACUUUUUGCAUGAAUGAGUCAAAAGAAUAGGAAAACAUCUUUAUGUUUAAGCCUGUGUUUAGGCCUUACCUUGGCCUUCCCUGAACUUGGAAGUAGCUAAAGCAUGCCUUUUAAAUCCUUAGACCUUUGAAGAAGGCUGGAAAGUUUUGUAUUGGCACAAUAAAUGUGGGAAAAAUCUAACAUUGUUCCCAUUUUGCUUCAUAUUAUUUACUAAGGGUUUGGAAUAGCAACUUUACUGGCAAUGUAACGGUGUAACUCUAAAUAUACAUUUGUGUAACAAGUAAUUAAACUUCAGAUAAGAAUACAUCUAUUAAGUCCAUCAACAGUGAAGUACGUUUUUUUUUAAUGCCAUGUUUCUUAUGCUUCUUCAUAUGUGUAAAUAUGUGUUUGUGAUGCAGAGGAUAUUUUAUAACAAAUGUUAUGACAGGUUUAAAAUACAGUGUGAAACAUUAGUCUAAACAGUGUGAUUUUUAAAAUACAUUGCUUAUUAAAUUGUUUGUUGCCCUUUCAUUGCAAGUACUGAUUCCCAUUUACUAUGAAUGGCUGUGGAAAGGAGAUGUUCUGGAGUCUGGCUUCUUAUCUUCUGCAGCACAAUUACUUAUUAAGCUUCAGAUUCAGCCUAUCAGUGCUGAUGACUGCUCACACUGUUUUUCAUAAAAUGCUAAAAAUAAAAAUCAACUGAUUUCAUAAAAUUGUGAAAAAUAUAUCUGAUAAGGCAUGCUUUCCUUUUCAGGUAUCAAUUAUACUCUCCAUUAUUUGAAAAAAAAUUAUCGUUAUCUCUUGAAUCUGAAAGCAGUGAGCUGUAAAAUCAAAAGUUAUUGUGGAGUGGGAGAAAAACGUGUUCUAGAUUUCUAGGUUUUCCUGAAUCUGGGUAUGAAUUUAACUUUCAAACAGCAGUAAGGGCUUUAUGGUUUACAAAAUUAUGUACAUUCACAGAUGUAAUUAUUUUAUCUUUAAGGAAAUAAACUCAUAUAAAAAUC